AUGUCCAUUGAGCACGAAGAUGUUUUUACAUCUCAAGAUAAAACUGUUCUAAGCGCCGACUGCAGCGACAUUGUGAUUCUGGAGUAUCUGAGCAAGGCUCCGUUUGUUACCCACGAGGAGAUAGUAAAUGCCCUGAAGAACAUAGAUUCAGAAAGACUGGAAACAAUCGCAAAAUACAACCCUUCCAUUAUAUACACAAUCUACGAUGUGCUUUUGCUCAGAAGCAGCCAAAGUCCUGAGGCGUGCGAUGAAGGGCUAAUGGAGAACGCUAUCUUUACGUCCUUUGCCACCCCGCGGACUCCAUACAGCAUGUGGAAUAAGGAUGCGCUGCGCUUUACAAGCCUUGACCUCAAGACAGCGCAGAAGCUCAGCGCCAUCCUGCGCGGGAAGUACAACGAGAUUAAACCGCACGAAAUAAUGGAUUUACUGCGAAGACUGGAGCACAUGUGCUCAGGAAAUGGGUUCAGCAUGCAGGAAAAGAGCCUAGCAUUGGCGCUUCUUAACAUUACGGCCAUUGAGAGAAAUAUUUCACCGCGGUACAUUCUGCACAUAUGCUGUCUAAUGAAGACAAUGCGGUACCCAACAGCAGACACCACACUGCUGGAGUACUUUGAAAGAGAAGACCCCAGCAUUGGAGAGUGUGCUGUGAUUUCCUCAGUUAAAGAAAGGAGAAAGAACAGCCAUUGGUGUGUUAAGCUCUUUUUGGAGGUGUACACAGACCGCGUGCUCAGUGUGUUUUACAAAAUCAAAGAAACACUCGAGCAGUUUAUCAAGGAAAAAGAUAUAGAUAGGGUGGUUGAGCUACUCACGUCUAUAUACAUGUACAGCAAUGAUGAAAAAAUGGAAGAUACGAUCUUUACGUCUUUUGGAGAAGAUGGAAAAUUUCUGCUGGAAAUGUGCAAAGAGCACAUUUGGAACUAG
Messenger RNA from Nematocida minor, 921 nucleotides. RefSeq lists its product as uncharacterized. The record is from RefSeq and is a predicted model, not a curated record. The coding region runs from base 1 to 921 and encodes 306 amino acids. NCBI's taxonomy places the organism in Eukaryota, Fungi, Microsporidia. The transcript has a single exon.